Molecule: messenger RNA, 2514 nt
Organism: Larimichthys crocea (large yellow croaker)
Lineage: Eukaryota; Metazoa; Chordata; Actinopteri; Sciaenidae
Gene: fam78ba
Product: family with sequence similarity 78 member Ba
Exons: 3
Coding region: 915-1772 (285 amino acids)
Source: RefSeq, a predicted model, not a curated record
ACGCCCCUCCCCUGCCUCUCCAGCAGCAUCAGCACCCCCCCCAAAAAAAAACCCGAACAAGGCGACAAGCGGCUCGGAAAGGAUGCUCACCGGUCCGCGGUGCUCACCAGCUCGAGGAAACGUAACGAUGAGACAAGCCGGGAGAAGCUCGAGUCGCUGGGUAUAGUGCGCGUAUUUCUGCACGUUUAUGCUGCCUCGCUGCCUCCAUUCAAGAUGCACCAUUCAUGCAUCCCCAAGACUGGGAGCACACUGCGAGGAAAACAGUAAAAUAGCCAGUUACAGCCCGUGUUGUCUCGCCUUGUGUUAUAAGACACACAUCUCGCUCAUCUGAUGAAGCCUCUUUUCAUGUAGGUCAAGGUGAUGAAGAAGCCCGGUUUUGUCUUUUGAGGGCGCCGCGCGAAUGUAGGGCUAAUACGGGAAAGCCAAGCAAACAAAAGGCAUCCAGCCCCUCUCCUCUGACGCACCUGGCUGCCCUGUCUCCACUUGACAUGACAGCGCAGAGCCGGGAGCAGAGCAGCAGGAUCAAGGGGCACCGACGUGCAGCCGGACGUGUGGACUCGACAAGGAACAGGGGAGCCUCCGGACGCACGGCGGAGAAGGAGCAGCAGCCCAGGGGAGGCCGGAUUGCAGUUUCUGGGGACGAGCGCCAAGGGCAGUGCGGCAGUCAGCAGGCAGACCGGGGGGAGGAGGCUGCGGAGAUCUGUGAUACUUCCCCCCCAGGCCCCACUGCGCUCUCACCUCCACAUCAUCCUGAAAAUAUGAUGGUGGAUGUUUUGAUGUUUGAUCAAUGGUGACUGUGAUACUCCCCAUCAUUUUCUCUCAUUCCCCCCACCCCUUCCCAACCAAUCAGUGAUGAUGGGCAAUUAAAAGAUUAGAUCUGCUCUUCAGGCAAGGGUGGAACCCGGAGGGGACUGAUGUGCAUACUGGCCAGGUAUCAUUUGCUCCCUUCUUCUCUGGUUUUGCUCAUUUUGCUUGUCGCCUGCACUAUGGGCUGUAUUCAGAGCAUCGCAUGCAAGCCCCGCAUCAGGCGGGAGAACAUUGUGGUGUAUGAGGUGUCCGCCUCUAUUGACCAGUGCCCCACCAUCAUUGAGGAGAACUCACCGAUUGUGCUCCGUUACAAGACGCCUUACUUCAGGGCUUCUGCAGGGGUUGUAAUGCCACCAGUGCCCCGUAAUGAAACCUGGGUGGUGGGCUGGAUCCAGGCAUGUACCCAGAUGGAGUUCUACAACACCUAUGGUGAUAUUGGCAUGUCCAGCUGGGAGUUACCAGAGCUGCGAGAGGGUCGGGUCAAGGCCAUCAGCGACUCAGAUGGUGUCAGCUACCCCUGGUAUGGCAACACCACCGAAACCGUCACCCUGACCGGACCCACGUCCAAACCGUCCCGUCUGACGGUCAGCAUGAAUGACAACUUUUACCCCAGUGUGACCUGGGCUGUGCCCAUCAGCAACAGCAACACACCCAUGUUGACCCACAUCACCAGGGACCAGAGCUUCAUCACCUGGCUUGUGGCCAUGAACUCUAUCACCAAGGAGCGUAUCGUGUUGCAGACAGUGCGGUGGCGGAUGCGGGUGGACAUUGCCGUGGACCCAGAUAUGCCUCUGGGCUCCAGGGCCUCGUUGGUGGGUCGUCCAUACCAGGAGCAGCCGCACAUCCUCAACUACCAGGAGCCCAUUCCUCCCAAUGCGCUGGGGAGGCCAAAUGCCAACGAUGCCCAAGUGCUAAUGUGGAGGCCGCGAAGAGGGGCACCACUAGUGGUCAUACCGCCAAAAUAAGAGGGUGAAAUGUUUGCACAGACAAAAAUAUAAUUGUUCCCUCUUGCAGAAAAGGGAGGAUGAAGGUGAUGAAGUCAUGAAGCCUAUCAGAGAAGAGAGAACUGAUGGUUUCCCUGUGCUCAAGAUGCCAGUGGCUCAUUAUCCCCGAAUGAUUUAAGUGGACCAUUAUAACAAGCCAGAGUGGAUAUUACAUCUUGGAUCUGACACAGUAUGGUGUCAGAUUGGAAAGUCCACAGCGAACUAGUGUCAAGAGCCCUGGUUGCCUCAAGGCUUGUUUGGCCCCACAACAAGUUUUGGACUACAUUAAAGAGUUCUGCCUGCUUUUUAGAGAAAAAGGAACGCUGUUUUUUUUAGACGUACCACAGAGGUAUUAGAACACGACAAGAACUGCAUCCUGCAUCCUUAUGUAGAUCUUAUUGCAUGAGAGAGUGAGAGACACACAAAAACUGUCCUUGAGAAGUUUAAGAAUAGCAUUUGUUUUGUAUAACUUGAUACCUGAAGACAUUUUGAUUGAAAAGUCAGCCAAAAAAAAAAAAAAAAAAACUUCUGCCGGCUGGUUAAACCUCGUCUGUGCCAACAAAGGCCUUUUUCAGCACACUCAGAACCAGAGUUAAAGGAUGUAUUCAGAAGAUUAAAAAAAAAAAAGUAUUAUAUGAAUCUUUUUAGUUUAAGAUUAACUCAUGCAUCAGUCAGAUUGUAUUAAGAGCACCCACCUUACAUAAAAGUCUGGAAGAAAAACAAA